AUGGAUGUAGAGUCGUCCGCCGCCCUUGCUUCGGGCGAAGUCUCGAGCAAGGCCAAAUAUCCCAAUAGCUCUGCAGUAGCGGACGAGGAUCGCUCGAUUGACCAAGGCGAUGUCCUCGGUCAGGAGAAUGUGGAUCAAACACUUGCGGCCAAGAUGAACUUGGUGAACGACGCAAUUGACGAAAUCGGGUUUACCCCUACGCAUGCGAAGUUGUUUUGCCUGAAUGGCGGAGGUUACGCAGUCGACUCAUUAAUACUUCUGCUGCAGUCCAUUAUAUCACAGCAAGCGCAGUAUCAGUUCAAGCCCAAAUUUGACACCGGAUUAACGAUUGCCGUCUACGUUGGUAUGCUAGCUGGCGCUCUUUUCUGGGGAAUAUCGGCAGACUCUAUCGGCAGACGUUUUGCCUUCAAUGUCUCUCUCUUCGUCUCUUCCAUCUUCACGAUAGUGGCAGGCGCAUCUCCCAGUUGGAUAGUGCUGGGCGUGUUUACGUCCUUGAGUGCAUUCGGAGCCGGUGGAAAUCUGGUGCUCGAUACAACCGUAUUUCUUGAAUAUUUGCCGAGCAGGCAUCAAUGGCUCUUGACUCUGAUGGCCGCGUGGUGGGGGUGGCGCUAUGUUUGGUACACCUCUGGUGCUUUUGUCUUCGUCCUUUCCGUUCUUCGAGUGACUAUUAUCCGGCUGCAAGAGACCCCCAAAUUCCUUUUGGCAGAGGGAAAAGACGAGGAAGCUGUCCAGGUUUUGCAGAAUAUCGCCAAGAAACACAAUCGCCCAUUCAGUCUUACUGUUGAGCGCUUGGCAGCCUGUGGAAGCUGUUCUGCAGUAGGUGAUACAAGUUCGGGCGGACUCUUCCGGCGACUCAUUUCUCCAAAAGAGGUGGUUUUCCAUUUGAAGGGUCUUUAUGCAACCCGCAAGAUGGCAUUGUCCACCUCUCUAGUGUGGUUCUCCUGGCUGCUUAUUGGACUAGCAUACCCUCUGUACAACGUGUUUCUGCCCAAAUACCUUGCGACCCGUGGAGCCAAGCUUGGAGAAGGAAGCGACUACAUUACUUGGCGCAACUACGCUAUCAACAAUACUGCGAGUAUAUUUGGCCCUGUGUUAGCGGGUGCCAUGUGUAGCUCGCCAUGGUUUUGGGGCCGUCGGGGCACGAUGAUCAUCGGCGCUUUGGUGACCAUGAUUUUCUUCUUUUGUUAUACUCAAGUACGCACCGCCGCGGAGAACUUGGGAUUUACGUGCGCGAUCUCAUUCUGUUUGAACAUCUACUACGGUACUCUAUAUGCAUAUACCCCCGAGAUUUUCCCCUCCAGCCACCGGGGAACCGGGAAUGGAAUUGCAAUUGCCCUGAACAGACUCAUGGGUAUUGUUAGUGCCAUUGUGGCUCAUUAUGGUAAUACUGCUACCUCAGUGCCAAUUUAUAUUUGUGCGUGCUUAUACAUUGUGAUGGCUAUUGUCGCUGCAGCCAUGCCCUUUGAACCAUUUGGUCGCCGAAGCAGUUAG
This is a messenger RNA of Penicillium chermesinum, 1491 nucleotides long. Its product is annotated as Major facilitator superfamily domain general substrate transporter. The transcript has 5 exons. Gene Ontology annotation, molecular function: transmembrane transporter activity. The coding region runs from base 1 to 1491 and encodes 496 amino acids. The record is from RefSeq and is a predicted model, not a curated record. Gene Ontology annotation, biological process: transmembrane transport. NCBI's taxonomy places the organism in Eukaryota, Fungi, Ascomycota, Eurotiomycetes, Eurotiales, Aspergillaceae.